AUGAGUUAUGACUACCAUCAGAACUGGGGCCGUGAUGGGGGGCCCCGCAGCUCCGGUGGGGGCUAUGGAGGGGGUUCGGCAGGGGGUCAUGGAGGGAACCGAGGCUCCGGAGGAGGCGGCGGCGGCGGAGGAGGUGGUCGAGGCGGCAGGGGCCGGCAUCCCGGGCACCUGAAAGGCCGUGAAAUCGGCAUGUGGUACGCGAAAAAACAGGGACAGAAGAACAAGGAAGCGGAGAGGCAAGAGAGAGCUGUAGUACACAUGGAUGAACGACGAGAAGAACAAAUUGUGCAGCUACUGAAUUCUGUUCAAGCGAAGAAUGAUAAAGAGUCGGAAGCACAGAUAUCCUGGUUUGCUCCUGAGGAUCAUGGAUACGGUACUGAAGUUUGUGCUAAGAACACACCAUGCUCAGAGAAGAAACUUGACAUCCAGGAAAAGAAGUUGAUAAACCAAGAAAAAAAAAUGUUUAGAAUCAGGAACAAAUCAUAUAUUGACCAAGAUUCUGAAUAUCUCUUGCAAGAAAAUGAACCAGAUGGAACUUUAGACCAAAAAUUAUUGGAAGAUUUACAAAAGAAAAAAGAUGAUCUUCGGUAUAUUGAAAUGCAGCAUUUCAGAGAAAAGCUGCCUUCAUAUGGAAUGCAAAAGGAAUUGGUAAAUUUAAUUGAUAAACAUCAGGUAACAGUAAUAAGUGGUGAAACUGGUUGUGGCAAAACCACUCAAGUUACUCAGUUCAUUUUGGAUAACUACAUUGAAAGAGGAAAAGGAUCUGCUUGCAGGAUCGUUUGUACUCAGCCAAGAAGAAUUAGUGCCAUUUCAGUUGCGGAAAGAGUGGCUGCAGAAAGGGCAGAAUCUUGUGGCAAUGGUAAUAGUACUGGAUAUCAAAUUCGUCUCCAGAGUCGGUUGCCAAGGAAACAGGGUUCUAUCUUAUACUGUACAACAGGAAUCAUCCUUCAGUGGCUCCAGUCAGACCCGUAUUUGUCCAGCGUUAGUCAUAUUGUACUUGAUGAAAUCCAUGAAAGAAACCUGCAGUCAGAUGUUUUAAUGACUGUUGUUAAAGAUCUUCUCAAUUUUCGAUCUGACUUGAAAGUAAUACUGAUGAGUGCAACGUUGAAUGCGGAAAAGUUUUCAGAAUAUUUUGGUAACUGUCCAAUGAUACAUAUACCUGGUUUUACCUUUCCAGUUGUGGAAUAUCUUUUGGAAGAUAUAAUUGAAAAAAUAAGGUAUAUUCCAGAACAAAAAGAACACAGAUCCCAGUUUAAGAGGGGUUUCAUGCAAGGGCAUGUAAACAGGCAAGAAAAAGAAGAAAAAGAAGCAAUAUAUAAAGAACGUUGGCCAGAUUAUGUAAGGGAACUGCGAAGAAGGUAUUCUGCAAAUACUGUAGAUGUUAUAGAAAUGAUGGAUGAUGAUAAAGUUGAUCUCAAUUUGAUUGUUGCCCUUAUCCGAUACAUUGUUUUGGAAGAAGAGGAUGGUGCGAUACUGGUCUUUCUACCAGGCUGGGACAAUAUCAGCACUUUACAUGAUCUCUUGAUGUCACAAGUAAUGUUUAAAUCAGAUAAAUUUUUAAUUAUACCUUUACAUUCAUUGAUGCCUACAGUUAACCAGACACAGGUGUUUAAAAGAACCCCUCCUGGUGUUCGGAAAAUAGUAAUUGCUACCAACAUUGCGGAGACUAGCAUUACCAUAGACGAUGUCGUUUAUGUGAUAGAUGGAGGAAAAAUAAAAGAGACACAUUUUGAUACUCAGAACAAUAUCAGUACAAUAUCCGCUGAGUGGGUUAGUAAAGCUAAUGCCAAACAGAGAAAAGGUCGAGCUGGAAGAGUUCAACCUGGUCAUUGCUAUCAUCUGUAUAAUGGUCUUAGAGCAAGUCUUCUAGAUGACUAUCAGCUGCCAGAAAUUUUGAGAACUCCUUUGGAAGAACUUUGUUUACAAAUAAAGAUUUUAAGGCUAGGUGGAAUUGCUUAUUUUCUGAGUAGAUUAAUGGAUCCACCAUCAAAUGAGGCAGUGUUACUCUCCAUAAGACACCUAAUGGAGCUGAACGCUUUAGAUAAACAAGAAGAAUUGACACCUCUUGGAGUCCACUUGGCACGAUUACCCGUUGAGCCACAUAUUGGAAAAAUGAUUCUUUUUGGAGCUCUGUUCUGCUGCUUAGACCCAGUACUCACUAUUGCUGCUAGUCUCAGUUUCAAAGAUCCAUUUGUCAUUCCAUUGGGAAAAGAAAAGAUUGCAGAUGCAAGAAGAAAGGAAUUGGCAAAGGAUACUAGAAGUGAUCACUUAACAGUUGUGAAUGCGUUUGAGGGUUGGGAAGAGGCUAGGCGACGUGGUUUCAGAUACGAAAAGGACUAUUGCUGGGAGUAUUUUCUGUCUUCAAACACACUGCAGACUACACUGAACUGGGGAUUCGAAGCCAGUGGGAAUAGAAAUAUCCUCAUCUUCUCCCAGGACUCAUACACCCCAGCUAUGUGACGUGAGGCCUGAUACUGGACGUUUAACAGAUGUACAAAGUAAUAAACAAAAAAAUCUAACAUACCGAAUCAGAAGUCCCCAGUCAUUAGCAAAAUGGAAAAAAAGGAUCACCACAAUUCGGAAAGAAAGGAAAAGAAAAGCAAAAAAAAUGGAAUGCCAUGUUUCAGUAGAAGACAACUUACAACUGUUUCGUAAUAUGGAAUAACUAAUAAGAAUAUGAAUCCAGCAAAACAAAGGUUAGAAAAUAAACAAUAGAGUGAAUGAAGACUCCCGAGCUGAGAAAAUAAAUUGAAGAACAAAAGAAAUCACAAGGAAUAGAAUGGACACCCCUUAAAAACAAGUUAUUGCCAUAGGAAAAAAGCUUGAACUAAUCACAGUUUAUGGAGGUACCUGAAAAAGACAAAAAUUAAAGCAAUAAGUGAAAUCUUAAAGACGGGAAGACAGGACUGAUCCAUCAUGAGAACAGUAGAUAUUAGCAUCUGCAUAGAAAUCCUGUGUAAUUGAAUAUUUAUUUUGAGCUGUAUAUAAGAACAUUUUUUUUGAAAUGGAAAAAAUGAACAGAAGUAUGAAAACAUAACUGAAUCCAAGUGUUUGAGAAUGUCAUGUUCAGUCAGGAUAUGAAUUCAGGUGUAAAGAAAAACAACAGGUAUUCAAGAAAAUACUCAAGAAAUACUAUAACCCUGAUCUCUUCUUGAAAAGCCCAUUGACAGUGAAGUGCUGUCAGUUAAAAGGGGAAUCACAGUGGAGAUUUCAGGAUUGGAGAGUGCAUGCUUAAUCAGCUGGUAGUAUACAUUAGAAGUAUUUAAAUAUAGAGCUAAUAAUAAAAUGGUGUUAGGAAUUAUACAUGCAAAAUAGAAUGUAAAUUAUCCUGAAUGGUAUAAAAUAAUGGCAGUAAAAACCAGGAGGUGUCUGGGGUAAGAAAGUCAGGUGUAAGGAAAUUAGGUGGGGAAGUCACACCUUUCAUAAAAGGGAUAUAUACUUAAAUAUAACCAACUUUAUAUUUCAUAAUCUCUAAAAGGAAUUCCUUAGGAAAUAUUUCUGUGCUUAUGAAAAUUUAAGAUUCAUCUGGUCAUUCACUUUCAUUUCUAUUUAAUUUUUCUUUAAAUUGAACUAAAGUUAAUUGUUGUAUAAAGAAUUUCUAUACUAUGAUUCUGUCAUUAGGAUACAUUUCUUCUAUCAGUAUAUAUGCUUAAUGGGUGUCUGCAAUCUUGUUUAUUUAGAAGACUGAGUAUUGAGGCAUGGGAAGUACUUUUCUAU
Molecule: messenger RNA, 3717 nt
Organism: Piliocolobus tephrosceles (Ugandan red Colobus)
Lineage: Eukaryota; Metazoa; Chordata; Mammalia; Primates; Cercopithecidae
Gene: DHX36
Product: DEAH-box helicase 36
Exons: 21
Coding region: 1-2460 (819 amino acids)
Cellular component (GO): cytoplasm; intracellular anatomical structure; nucleus
Molecular function (GO): ATP binding; RNA helicase activity; G-quadruplex RNA binding
Source: RefSeq, a predicted model, not a curated record